GGACACCCCCCCAAGCACAGAGACCUCAUGCACACACGUGUGCACAUACUGACACACACAGACACACACUCACAAGAUCCCCCUACCAAGAGACUCCCAAACACACACACGUGGACCCCCUCUGAUACCACACACACACACACACACACACAGACAUGCACACGGACUCCCCUCCACAGCCAUGGACCCCCCCCACCCCCCACACAGACACUCACAGAACACCUGUUCCUGUCUCCCCUCUCCGUAGCUCGAGGAACCAAUGUGGGCCGGGAGUGCUGCCUAGAGUACUUCAAAGGGGCCAUCCCUCUCAGAAGGCUGACAGGGUGGUAUAGGACCUCGGGGGAGUGUUCCAAAGACGCCAUCGUGUUUGUAACUAUCCAUGGCAAGUCCAUCUGUUCCGACCCCAAGGACACCAGGGUGAAGAAGACAGUCAGAUAUUUGCAAAGCAUCAUGAACCCUGUGCCCCAAGAGUCCUGAUUUCUGCCUGGACCAUUUGGAGACUUCCUGCCUCAGUUCACAACUCCAACCCCAAGCUGCCUGAGUCCAGUGA
Messenger RNA from Panthera uncia (snow leopard), 550 nucleotides. It is a transcript of the gene CCL17, whose product is annotated as C-C motif chemokine ligand 17. Gene Ontology annotation, cellular component: extracellular region. Gene Ontology annotation, biological process: positive regulation of ERK1 and ERK2 cascade; G protein-coupled receptor signaling pathway; lymphocyte chemotaxis. Lineage: Eukaryota; Metazoa; Chordata; Mammalia; Carnivora; Felidae. The transcript has 2 exons. The record is from RefSeq and is a predicted model, not a curated record. Gene Ontology annotation, molecular function: chemokine activity; CCR chemokine receptor binding. Bases 28 to 477 code for a protein of 149 amino acids.